Messenger RNA from Diaporthe citri, 855 nucleotides. RefSeq lists its product as uncharacterized. The record is from RefSeq and is a predicted model, not a curated record. NCBI's taxonomy places the organism in Eukaryota, Fungi, Ascomycota, Sordariomycetes, Diaporthales, Diaporthaceae. The transcript is spliced from 2 exons. Gene Ontology annotation, molecular function: methyltransferase activity. Bases 1 to 855 code for a protein of 284 amino acids.
AUGUCUGCCCCAAUCAGUUUCGUUCCAAAGAAGGCUAUGGCCUUCGACAGCAAGCUAUUCGACAUAAUCGGAGCCGGCGAGACCCUCGAAAUCGCCCGGCACACGAUGACCCUCCUCCCCACUCCUCCCUUCCCUGCUGACGCCGUCAUCCACGACGCCGCAUGCGGCCUGGGGCCCGUCACCGAGAGCAUCCUCGCCACCGCGCCGGCCCCGACCGUCAAGAUCCACGCAACCGACAUCGCCCCGCCAAUGAUUAACGUCUACAACCAGUCGGCCGAGGCCAGGCACUGGCCUUGCAGGGCCGAGGUCAUGGACGCCCAGAAGCUCGCCUUCCCGGACGCUAGCUUCUCCCAUGUGUUUCUGUCCUUCGGCCUGCCCAUCAUGGACGAUCCUGUCGCCGCCGCCAGGGAGAUGUACCGCACGCUCAAGCCGGGAGGCACCGCCAUCACGGCCUUCUGGCUGCACAAUCCGCAGGGCGAGUGUGGCGUCAAGGUCUGCCGGGCGAUCCGUGGCCCGGACGCCCGGCUUAACAUCGAGCCCAACCCACAGCACGGCGACAAGAACUAUAUCAGGAGUCUGUUGGUCAAGGGGGGAUUCAAAUUCGAGGAUUGCCAGCUGUACGAGCAAUCAGCUCUGUUGCCUGUGAAGGACCUGGACGACCUUGCCACUGCGAUUUGGAGCGCCAUCGGCCAGCCCAAGGGUGGGUGGACCAAGGAGGAUGAUGAGCAGUGGGAUACGGCAAUUGCCAAGUACAAGGAGCUCCUACCGAGCCAGCCCGGCUACCAGGUGGACGGCAAUGGAAAUAUCAUUCUCAAGGCUACUGCCCAAAUUGUCAUCGUACGCAAGGAAGGGUGA